CUUGUCCUCCCUCAGUGUGUGAGUGUGUUCCACGCGUCUGAUAUCGUGGGUGAUCCCGGGGCUCAGAGUCCCAGGCAGGAGGUCGUCCCAACCAGGGUGACCAGCCACUGGUGGUCGUUACAGAGAGGCAGAGGAGGUAGUGGGCUGGGGACAGUGGCAGGCUCGGGGGUGGGGACAUGGCCAUGGGGGGGCCGCAUCCCGUCCUCCACUCUGCAGCGGGACAGGCGCUGGGGCUGGGGGGCCUGGAGCGGGGGUCUGUCCCGGGGAGGGCCCAGACUCUCCGAGCUCAGGCCGUGGCUGAGCCGAGGGGUGGCCGGGGCAGCAGGAGGUGCAGGUAGCCCCGGAGGAGGCGGAGCGGAGAAAGGAGGCAGGGUGAGAUGCUCCCGCAGAAUCUGUGUUCUCUUCGGCUCGCUGGCUCUCGUCUUCCUCACCUCGCUCUUCUUCUCCAUCUCCCUCCGCGGGGGCGUCAGCUUCAACUACCUGGAGCCGCCCGGGUGGGAGGAGUCGAGGCGGGUGAAGCUCGUGCCCAGCUACGCGGGCGCACAGCGUCUGUCAGCACCUGACGCCCAGCAGCAGAAAACAUGUGCCUGCCCUCGCUGUGUCGGAGACCCGGGCGUUUCUGAUUGGUUCGAUGAGAACUUCGACCCGGAUAUCUCACCUGUUUGGACCAGAGACAACAUCGAGCUGCUGUCUGAUGUCUACUACUGGUGGGUGAUGCUACAGCCCCAGUUUAAACCACACAGUCUCCAGCAGGUGCUGCUGAAGCUGUUCCAGGUGAUUCCCGGAAGGUCUCCGUACGGCUCGUGGGAUCCGGCACGCUGCCUACGCUGUGCGGUGGUGGGAAACUCUGGAAACCUCCGCGGGGCCGGGUAUGGCCCCACUAUAGACGGACACAACUACAUCAUGAGGAUAAACCUGGCCCCCACAGUGGGCUACGAGGAAGACGCAGGCAGCCACACCACCCAUCACUUCAUGUACCCGGAGAGCGCCAAGAACCUGGCUGCCAACGUCAGCUUCGUGCUGGUUCCCUUCAAAACACUGGAUCUUGUGUGGAUCACCAGUGCCCUGUCCACCGGCCAGAUUCGAUUUACUUAUGCUCCAGUGAAGCAGUUCCUCCGCGUAGAUAAAGACAAGGUCCAGGUCUUCAACCCGGCCUUCUUUAAAUACAUCCACGACCACUGGACCCGGCAUCAUGGACGCUACCCCUCCACUGGCAUGCUCGUGCUCUUCUUUGCCCUUCACGUCUGUGAUGAGGUGAAUGUGUUCGGUUUCGGGGCCGACAGCCGGGGGAACUGGCACCACUACUGGGAGCAGAACCGCUACUCCGGAGAGUUCAGGAAGACGGGCGUCCACGAUGCCGACUACGAAGCCCAGAUAAUUCAGCAGCUGGCCAAGGCCGAAAAAAUCACUGUGUUCCCCGGGAAAUAACCAGCAAGUCCCGCAGCAUGAACCCAAGGUUUCAUGUUCGGAAACAGACACUUAGAAUGUGUUAGAUAUUCUCACUUUCACUUAGCUCUUUCAGUUCUGGUUUGCAGAUGAUGUCAAUCAAAUCCAAACUGAAGGCAAGAUGAAGUGUCAAAAGGGAACUGGUACCAAUUCUCUUUCCCUCACGUUUGGGAAAUAGCUCACCAGUCUUGGUUCUGAUUGGAGAGUGUGGUGUAGGAUCCAGUAACAGGGAUCCUAAGACUCAUGUAGAUAAGUUGUUGUGCUCACUUUAAACUGACAUUAAAGGGAGUGUUGGGCCUUAAGUUUGACCGUGAGGUAACUGACUCACCGUGAGGAGUGACAGACAAAGACCACUGAACUCUUUCCCAGGGCAGCUUCACCACAGACGCCGACUUUGACUGUGUACAGUGCCGAGACAGCCGGAGAGGGACAGACUUCACGGAUAAAUGUCCCACCUCUGGACUCAAACCAGUGGAAUUAUUAUUUAAUCCAUGCAACAUACUGAAAAUACAACCCUAACUGCACCAUUAGCAUCCAGGAGGCCACAUGGUGACUGACAGGGAACUGACAGAUCACCUUCUCACCUGUGGAGAUUAACAAACACCAGGAUCAGACCAGAUUGAGGAUUAUGGACACUGUGGAAAACUGUGGAAAGCUGUGGAAACACUAUCAGACGUGAUUGUACUGUCAAACAUUUCGAGGGCACCGGGACGACUGCUGCAGCUCUGUCAGGACCCCAGGGCCUGUUUUGAUUUGCUGUCACUUGAGAGAGAAUUGUUCUUAUCAAAUCACAGACGAGGUAAAACAUCUCUCGCCUCUUAACUCAUUUAUGUCAGAAGACUGCGUCUCAAGGACUUUCUCUGAUGGGCUGUAAAACGAUUGAUUAGGAGACGACAGGUUAUUGCUGUGGGUUUCUAGUGAGUGUCCUUUAAACCCCACUGAGGUCCAGACCAGCCUUAGCGAGGCUUCGGUACCUUGCAGAUCCAUUCAAGACUUUUGCUUUAGGUCCAUUCUGACACAGAAACGUUGGCUGCAGCUCGAGCAUCAGCUUCUCUGGCCUGAUUUCCAAAGCCAAAGAAACCACAGGUCGAGCUCCAGACUCCUGACUCACUGGGAGACUGUUGGUUUGACUCGGUGAGACUCUAAUGAGGCCAAAAGUCCAUCUCCUGGGAUUUCAUGUUUGGAUGGAGGCACGCUGGUUUCUGGACCUGAGUUAAAUCCCCAUGUGGUGUGUGAGGGUCUAAUUUGGGAGGAGGACUACAGACAGAGAGCUGGGGCAUGAAGAGCCAGUCUGACAAAGCCAGCAUUAGAAACACAUCAUUGGCUCCAGUGUUUUAAAGGAUGAAACAAAAAGGUUUCCCUGGUGUUGUUUAUCCUCUUCACACUCCUACACAGAUUGUACUGGGUUCACCACUUUGGUUUUUAAAGGACAGAGACAAAAAGAAAACCCGCUGCUUCUUUUCCCUGUCACACAUCUCACACUCUAACCUCCUGCGUCCCAGAGAAGUGCUUUCGCCCCAGAUUCAGGGGAAAGAAACUCCCACUGGAUCUGGGAACUCUUUAACUUCAGUCAGCAGCUCAGCGUCAUUAACCACCAGCCCUAUGGUCCCUGCUCAGCCAAUUAGAACGCCAGCUAUGUCUGGAAGGGGGUGUAGCCACCAGACGCCUUAGACUUCACCCCCCCCCCGUUCUGCAGAAACUGCACUUCUUGUUCUGAUCCUCACGCUGAAGGCACAUCCUCCUGAAGACUGCAGAUAUCAGCUGUUAGUUUCCUACUGUUUAGAGUUGAGUUUGCACUUUGGCCGGAUUUAUACUAUUGGCUCGGUUUUCCUUCCAGGUGGCACAUUAACGGUUCCAUCAGCAAACGAUAUCCACUUACAAAUUUGUGUUCUCCAUUAUUGGUCAUUUGCAUCUUGAGCAAGGACACCUGAACAAAUAUUUGUGAAGGAAGUGCUUCUAGACAGGAUCAGAAAAACAAAUAUCCAGACGGUUUCGUAGACAAGCAGGAAAAUAGAGGUGUUGGUUUUGAGCUGAAACUGUAAAUCCAUGUGAACACGAUGUGACAGAUGUGUUUGUAAAGACGGAGCCGCAGGCUGCAAAGGAGAAGAGCAGCGUGUCAACAGAAGUUCUACUUACGUGUGGUUUUCAAAGUGCAAUGACUAAUAUCUUUCCUUGAGUAUUUACACUAAAUUUAUCGUUUUGAAUGAA
Messenger RNA from Pleuronectes platessa (European plaice), 3654 nucleotides. RefSeq names its product ST3 beta-galactoside alpha-2,3-sialyltransferase 2 (gene st3gal2). The annotation marks the transcript as partial. The record is from RefSeq and is a predicted model, not a curated record. Lineage: Eukaryota; Metazoa; Chordata; Actinopteri; Pleuronectiformes; Pleuronectidae. Gene Ontology annotation, molecular function: beta-galactoside (CMP) alpha-2,3-sialyltransferase activity. The transcript is spliced from 7 exons.